GAGCAGGUAGGAUUCGUACAGUAGGAGCAUUCGUACAGUCCUUAUUCCUACCACUGUAGAAUACUUUGACAGGUCUGUGUUUGUGUGCGUGAGACCCACUCGCACGCAUAGGUUACUCGCGGGGUGAGACGUCAGUGCAGCCGCCGGCUUCGACGCAACGAGUCGUAACGUGAUUUCGCGCCAAAACCAUGCCGCGAAUAUAUAUUAAAAAGGGGACGAGGACGGGAGAGGUAGAUGAAGGUGCAAUAGAAUCGGCGAUAAAAGAAGUUUUGGAUAAGACAUUAUCUAUUAGAAAAUCUGCACAAAAAUAUGGCGUCAAACCAACAACACUCGAAAGUCGUCUGAAAAAGUUUCAUCAACAAGAAGCUGCCGAAAAUAUGCCUACCCGUGCGUUCACUUCCAAGUUUACGUCAAAUCAGGUGUUUUCAACUGAGGAGGAAGCCCUUUUAAACAAUUACAUUAUUGAAUGCUCCAAAAUGCACUACGGUCUGACGAUCAUCCAGGUCAGAAAAUUGGCAUAUGAGUUUGCAAAAGCCAAUCAGCUUAAUUUUCAUCCGAGUUGGCAUCAUAAUAAAAUGGCUGGUAAAGAAUGGUUGGAUAGUUUCCGCAGGCGAAACGGAAACCUGAGUCUUAGAAAGCCUGAAAAUACCAGCGCCGCUAGAUCAUUUGCUUUUAACAAGACUGCUGUAACUGAUUUUUAUAAUAACCUUGAAAAGGUUCUAACAAAGUACAAAUUUACUUCAGAUCGUAUUUUUAAUUUUGAUGAGUCCGGAAUUUCCACAGUGCUGAGCACACCUAAAGUUUUAGCUGAAAAGAAUCAAAAACAAAUAGGCCAACUUGUGUCAGCAGAGAGGGGAGAACUAGUUACAUUUGGAGGAAUAAUUUCAGCUAGUGGUAAUACAAUUCCACCACUAUUUAUCUUCCCGAGGGUUCACUUCAAGGACCACUUUAUGACAGGUGCACCAGAAGGAAGCCUGGGAGUUGCAACAAAAAAUGGAUGGAUUACUUCUGCUAUAUUUAUAGAGGUACUGAAACACAUCCAAAAGAAAUCGUCGUGCUCUAAAGAUAAUCCCAUUUUGUUGCUUGUCGACAACCAUGAGAGCCAUGUGACUAUUGAAGCUGUAAACUAUGCUCGUGAUAAUGGGAUUAUUUAUCUAUCCUUUCCACCCCACACGACACAUCGUCUCCAGCCUUUAGACAUCGGAGUAUUUGGACCGUUUAAGGCUAAACUCAAGAUAGCUUUUAACGAUUGGCACGUGAAUAACCCAGGCAAAACCCUCAAUAUAUAUAAUAUACCACGACUGGCUAAGAUAGCAUAUUUUGAAUCCUUUACUGGUAAAAAUAUCACUCAUGCCUUUGAGAAGGCCGGAAUAUGGCCUUUUAAUAGGUUAGCUUUUCUGGCGACGAUGAUUACAGACAGAGUUUAUUCAACAAAACCUUCCAAGUUGUUCAUCAUCUGUGUCUCCAUCUUUGCUAUCACCUACAACAGUAACAGAUUGCUGCUGUGGGGUUGA
This is a messenger RNA of Dalotia coriaria, 1514 nucleotides long. RefSeq lists its product as uncharacterized. The transcript has 2 exons. Gene Ontology annotation, cellular component: nucleus. The record is from RefSeq and is a predicted model, not a curated record. Lineage: Eukaryota; Metazoa; Arthropoda; Insecta; Coleoptera; Staphylinidae. The coding region runs from base 189 to 1514 and encodes 441 amino acids. Gene Ontology annotation, molecular function: DNA binding.